Messenger RNA from Photinus pyralis (common eastern firefly), 1001 nucleotides. RefSeq lists its product as uncharacterized. Bases 4 to 843 code for a protein of 279 amino acids. The transcript has a single exon. NCBI's taxonomy places the organism in Eukaryota, Metazoa, Arthropoda, Insecta, Coleoptera, Lampyridae. The record is from RefSeq and is a predicted model, not a curated record.
UUUAUGAUCAUGGUGGCAUUUCUCGUGACAACGAUUGUUUGGUGGUGUAUACUAUCAUGGAAUAAACGCCAUUUGAACUUAGAAAACUUGGCCAUCGCGGCAACUGAUGUCAGCUCGCUUACGAUAUUGGCCUUAAUUGCAAACGUACCAGGAGGGUUUGCCCUACGUUGCCUUUUAUCAACAUACCUCAUUUACAUUAUUCAUAUAAAUUGCGGUUUCACGUCAAAUUUGAUUAAGGUACUUACGGUUACACGAUACCAGCACCAAAUUAAUAGCUUAGAAGAGUUGGCGGAUACCAAUCUUUCAAUAUACGUUGACAAAAGCUUCAUGAAUGCAUAUUUCGGGCAUAAUCGUUCUAGGUGUGGUCUUCAUGAAAAAUUACAAAGGUCAUUGGUUCCAAUAAGUCCAGGUCCUCGAGACCACAUUAACCUUUUGAAAAAUAUAGAUGAGCAUGGUGACCGUACUGGAAUAAUGGUAUAUACAGAUUUCGUGCAAUAUCAAUUCGUGAUAAAGAAAAAAUUGAACGUACACAUCAUUACCGACAGUAGUGUAACGGGAAGAAUGGAAUUUGCUCUGCACUAUUACCGCCAUCACCACUUUUCCCCAUACUUAAACCAUUUUCUUGAUUUAAUGAGAGAUUCUGGAAUUGGGAACAAGCAAUUAAAUGAUUAUGAAACUGAUUUUGGGAAAGAACGAGAUAUUUUCGAUGUUGAACAACCAAAGAUAGUGGUCUUAACAUUAAACCAUCUUUCUUUCACGUUUGCCUUACUUGGAAUAGGCAUCAUCAUCUCUGGAGCAGUUUUUGUAAUGGAACUUGUAGUGCACUCGUAUUCAUCUCACUAAAUAAUACACGUAUGUACUUAUAACAAUUUGCAAUUAUAUAGGUAGGUAAUAUACAAUCGUUUUGUAUACGAAGAAUUUAACUAGCUAAUAAUCGCAAUCUUGAAAAUGUACCACCUUGUGAUUUUGGAUACUUAUUGAAAUAUAGAUAUCUGCAAUUA